Helicoverpa zea (corn earworm) is the source of this 1753-nucleotide messenger RNA. It is a transcript of the gene Dip-B, whose product is annotated as putative aminopeptidase W07G4.4. NCBI's taxonomy places the organism in Eukaryota, Metazoa, Arthropoda, Insecta, Lepidoptera, Noctuidae. Gene Ontology annotation, cellular component: cytoplasm. Gene Ontology annotation, biological process: proteolysis. Gene Ontology annotation, molecular function: manganese ion binding; metalloaminopeptidase activity. The record is from RefSeq and is a predicted model, not a curated record. The transcript has a single exon. Bases 44 to 1576 code for a protein of 510 amino acids.
UGUUACACGAAAUAAUCAGUGUUGCGUCGACUGCAGAGAAAACAUGUCUGCGAUCGAGUAUAAACUAUACGAAAAUGUAUUCAUCGAAACUAAUUUACAAUCAGUUGAUUAUGAUGCCGUGAUCCUCAUUUUGUAUCCUGAAGACAUUCAAGUACCGUUGCCAAGGCAUAUACAAAGUUUUAUCGACAAAAUUGCCAAAGUUGAUAAGCAUAUACAUAAGACUACAACUGUCUGGAAUUGUGACUAUGUGUCUGGUGAAAGACUAGUGCUGUCUCCAACGGGGAAGAUAAGCCCAUAUCAUGAUGCGAGGGUGGUUAGAGAAGCAGCCUAUAAAGGCAUGGUGAGAGCUAUGGAUGCUGGUGCGAAAAAACCUCUCCUGGUUGUGCAAAAUGUGGUGAACUUCCCUGAUGGACAGUUAGUCUGCAUUUUGGGCGCUCUAGAAGCUUUAUACAUACCCCUACAAACAAGAGAAAGGGAUAACACCAAGAAUAUUUCAUGGAUUGGUCUCCAUUCCGAAGAGAAGUUAAGCGAACAAUUUGAGAAGACUGUCCGUAAUGCGUUAGCUUUGGAAAAGUCUAGAAUACUCGCUCGAGAUAUCGCUGGGAGUGAUCCGGAGAGAAUGACACCAGUUAACAUUGUAAACUAUGUGAAAUCAUCAUUUAGUGGCGACAGUAAUAUCUUCAUUAAAGUCAUUGAUGACAGCAAUACUAUUAAUGAAGAGUAUCCAUUGUUAGCAGCUGUGAACAGAGCAGCGAGUCAAAUUGACAGACACAAGGCUAGAGUCGUCGAAAUUGAGUAUAGACCAUCAGACCCAAGCAGAGUAACUCAAACUCUUCUGCUAGUUGGCAAAGGAGUGACUUAUGAUACUGGCGGUGCCGAUUUGAAGAUCUCAGGGAAAAUGGCGGGCAUGUGUCGAGACAAAAGUGGAGCAGCCGCCGUCGCCGGCUUUCUAAAAGCCUGUUCUUUACUCAAACCACCUCAUUUGAAGGUCAUCGGCGUUCUAUGUCUCUGCAGAAACUCUAUUGGCGAAGACUCUUACGUUCCUGAUGAAUUACUGGUAUCAAAAAGUGGUAAAACCGUUAGAGUGACGAAUACAGAUGCUGAAGGAAGAUUUGCGAUGGCAGAUUCGUUGUUCAAAAUGGGUGAAUUAGCUGUCAAAGAGUUAAACCCUCAUCUGUAUACCAUUGCAACUUUGACAGGCCAUGCUAGGUUGUGUUACGGGAAUUAUACUGCUGCGCUUGACAACCACAGCGCAAGGAGUACGAAUCAUUCGUCCGCUUUGCAAUUCAGUGGGUCUCGUGUCGGCGAAGGUUUUGAAGUAUCUGUCAUACGGCCAGAGGAUUUGACAGUUAAUAACGGAAAGGGCAAAGGCGAAGACUUAAUCCAGGUUGAUAUGGAUGCGAAGGCUCGUCAUCAUCAGCUUGCAGGAGGCUUUCUAAUCAAAGUUGGAGGGUUAGAAGAUAAAAAUGUGAAAUACACCCAUUUGGAUAUCGCUGGAGGUGCCGGCUCACCGCCUUCGGAGCCAACGGCUGUGCCAAUUUUAACUCUAUGCCAUGUACAUAAGGUGCUUAUGUAAUUUUUGUUGCUGAGGAAUUACUUUGGUAAAGCGAUUUGAUUUCGUCAGAAGUUAAUUGAUUGAUAAGGUGUAAAAUAUUGGCUAAUGUAGAGUUUAUUUCAAGUACAGUAAAACUGAUAAGAUAUGUGAUAGUGUUACGAGCUGUUUUUGUUUUAAUUGAAUAAAUUAUGUACUUAG